CAACCAUUUCUGGCAACUGUCACUCGUCCCUCGUCCACAUGUGUUUUAUAACUUGACAGCCGUCACAUUUUUGAACACUCUUGGCGGCCAAAAUGGGUAAACGUAUUCGCGAUUACGUUAAAUAUUCCCUUAGUGAGCUAGAGUGCUACGUGAAAUCCAAAACAUCAUGUGUUCAAAAAGUCAACACACCCAUCCACUUGAACUUCCCGCCGUAUGGCCUGUCCAACUUCAAAGCAACACUUCAGGAUAUCAUCGCCCAGAGAAAGAUUGGGUUUUACGACGCUCGAUUGAAAGGAAUCAUCCUUGAUAUACGCAAUAUAAAAGUCCUCGGAGAUGUGGCAGCUCUACGAUUCGAUGAUCCAGCCGUUCAUUUAAAUUUACUAGCGGAUUGCUAUGUUUUCCAACCGCAGGUCGGAGCGAUAAUCAAGGGAUUGGUUAAGCAUAUCUCGGAAAGACAGAUUGGUGUGAUUAUCUACAGAGUGUUCAGCGUUUCAAUACGACUUAAAGGCCGGGUACCUCGUAAUGUACAGCUGAAUUCGCAGAUCGAGUUUCGUAUUAAGAAAUUUGAUUUGGAGAAUGUUAUGCCGUUCUUUGAGGGCGAGCUCGUUGGCGAUUUGGACGACGAAGACGAGGAUGUUUCAAAUACCCAAGAUACAACUUCCAGUUUCUCGAGAAGAGCAGUGAAAUUUGAGUCGAAUCAUGAGAACGCGAGCAGUGGCUAUAACUCUGAUCACUCUCAUUCAAAGCCACCAAAAACGCCAAUCAAGAAACAGAUGCGGUCCGACACAGACAGCGAUGAUUCUAGUUACCUAGAGCCGGGUCAGAGACCAAGCCAAAGCAAAGCCCGCAGUCCUGAUAUUUUCGAUGAUUCAAGCUCCUCAAGUGAUGACGAUCGAACCGGACGCACCAAACCGAAAAUCAAAUUAGAGAAGUCAUCCCAGGAGCCGACAGAACUGGAACGAAUAGUACAAAAAGUAAAACGAGAAACGUUAUCCCAGGAAGAGAUUUCAUCAAAUCACCGACGGAGGAAGGGUUCAGUAUCGGAUAGUGAAGUUUCCGAAAUAGAGCCUGGUCAACGAAUCAAAGAGGAGCCGCUAUCACAACCCCAAGAAGAACUUUCCCAACGGUCGAAAAAGAAGCAAAAGGUAACGAAAGAGCUAUUUACACACACUGACUCUGACUUAGAAACCACAAGAAAGAUUAAAACGGAGAAGCUCUCCCAGCGUUCCGACAAGGAUACGCCCCGAAAAGUGAAGGAGGAAGUAGACUCAGUGAAUGCUUCCAUGAAAAAUAUCCUGGAGCAGCUGAAAGCUUCCGCACCACUUGCAAAUUCCACUGCAGUUAUAUCAUCGGAAAGCCCAAGUAAUGAGAAACAUCGCAAGCGAAAGCGCAUAAGUUCAAUCGCAUCCGAUAGUCCUGUUCCCGAAGAACGUCACAAGCGACGAAAAAUUUAUCAUACAGAACCAGUAGUCACCGCGGAAAUACAUCUAGAUAGCGACUUUGAGAUGACAACAACCACGUCGUCAGCAAAACGCGAGAAGAAAAAGAAAAAGGACAAAUCCCACGAUGUUACAAAUGAUUCUACAAUUUUAGAUCCAAACAAAGUUAUCGACCUCAAUGAAUUGUCGAUAAAAAAGGAGAAAAAGAAGAAAAAGGCAAAACAUAAAGAAUCUGAAGAUACCAGUGAAAGCCUCAGUAGCUCGUUAAGCAAUAUUUUAGCUAAAAUAAAGGCGGAGAAGUCGGUGCAGUUAUGAUUCUUUUAUUUUGUUAAUAAAGAUACUUUUUACUAUA
Hermetia illucens (black soldier fly) is the source of this 1791-nucleotide messenger RNA. It is a transcript of the gene Polr1F, whose product is annotated as DNA-directed RNA polymerase I subunit RPA43. Bases 93 to 1754 code for a protein of 553 amino acids. Lineage: Eukaryota; Metazoa; Arthropoda; Insecta; Diptera; Stratiomyidae. The record is from RefSeq and is a predicted model, not a curated record. The transcript is spliced from 2 exons.